This is a messenger RNA of Talaromyces marneffei, 393 nucleotides long. RefSeq lists its product as uncharacterized. The coding region runs from base 1 to 393 and encodes 130 amino acids. The transcript has 2 exons. Lineage: Eukaryota; Fungi; Ascomycota; Eurotiomycetes; Eurotiales; Trichocomaceae. The record is from RefSeq and is a predicted model, not a curated record.
AUGACAACCAACAUCCUACCCAUCAAGCUCUACGGGGGAGUCCUCGGCCCCAACCCCCUGAAAGUAGGUCUGAUCUUAACCGCUCUCAAACUACCCUUUGAGAGCAUUAUUAUUCCUAUGGAUCAGUUGAAAAAGCCCGACUACGAAGCCCUCAACCCUAAUGGCCGGCUCCCAACGAUCCACGACCCAAACACCAACUUUACCAUCUGGGAGAGUGGCGCUAUCAUCGAAUACCUGAUUGAACGAUAUGACACCGACGAGCCGCGCAAGUUCAGUUUCCCUCCUGGGAGCGCAGAAGCUCAACUUGCGCGAUCCUUUCUCUACCUGCAGACAACGGGCCAAGGGCCAUACUAUGGGCAGGCCGCGUCACUGGCGUUCUCGACAAGUGGCUAG